Messenger RNA from Brienomyrus brachyistius, 1102 nucleotides. Its product is annotated as acylphosphatase-2-like. Gene Ontology annotation, molecular function: acylphosphatase activity. The transcript has 4 exons. NCBI's taxonomy places the organism in Eukaryota, Metazoa, Chordata, Actinopteri, Osteoglossiformes, Mormyridae. The record is from RefSeq and is a predicted model, not a curated record. The coding region runs from base 497 to 802 and encodes 101 amino acids.
CCGAGGACCGAGUUUGAGAAACUGAUAUAAGCCUAUUAGAGAUGGGAUGAGUCAGGAUAGGAUUCAUUUCGAAAUGAUUAGAUUUAUUUAGUUUAUUAGAUAUGUUUUUCAUUUCAUUCUAGUGAUUUUGAAGUAAGGCGCCUAUGGAGUUGAGGUUUGAAUGAGCAGAAUUGCCGUAUGACUGAUGCACUUUAAUCACAGUUUGAUCCUGGGACAUCCCGGUCCUUUAUCAUAUUGAAAUCUAAAAAAAAAAAGAAAAAGGCUACAUUUGUGUCUUUCGGUGAUCUAUUAACUGGUAAAUGCUAUUUUAUAACUUAAUUGUAGUGAUUCAUUGACACCGCAGUAACGUACAGAUAGCCGAAGAGAGCGCUUGACUAGCAGGAAAAGCUUCUCCCUUUUUGAAUACCGUCCAGACGCCUUGUAAUUUGAGCCCCCCGUCCAGUGCACGCUCGAUAUCUUUAGCUGGAGUCCGGAACUUAAUCUUAACAAAUUUACCAUGUCAACUGACGGUGGGGAAAAACUCCGAUCUGUGGAUUUUGAGAUAUACGGGCACGUUCAAGGUGUCUGUUUCAGAAUGUACUCCGAGGAGAAGGGGCGCAGGCUGGGCGUGUGCGGCUGGGUGAAGAACACCUCCAAGGGCACCGUGAUGGGGCAGGUGCAGGGCCCCCCCGACCUAGUGAAUGAAAUGAAGAUUUGGCUGAGUAAAGAAGGGAGUCCCGGCUGUCGCAUCUCCCGAGCCGUCUUCUCCAACGAGAGGGACAUCCCCAAGCUGGAGAUCAAGGGCUUCAGCACACGCUACUAGGCUCCGCCCCUGUCUCGCCUGCCCAGCCCCCCACCUGCUCGUGCGACACACCACAAGGUUACUUCGCGGGUGUCCCUUUGACUCUUGCCAACUGGCGACGGAGCGGCUUGUCCUCGCUGCCUGCCAUGCUUUCUGGAAAGGUCUGCUGCCAACCUCCACGACGCCCUCCCCCCCCCCCCCCCCCCCCCCGGAAGGGAACCAGGUGUUAAAACAACACUGCUUCACCUUCCUCUGUGUAUGGGCUUGAGAAAUCCUAGAGUAGAGUUCCAGGAACAUAAAUUAAAGAUGUUUUUAAUGGGA